Molecule: messenger RNA, 219 nt
Organism: Bipolaris zeicola 26-R-13
Lineage: Eukaryota; Fungi; Ascomycota; Dothideomycetes; Pleosporales; Pleosporaceae
Exons: 1
Coding region: 1-219 (72 amino acids)
Source: RefSeq, a predicted model, not a curated record
AUGUCCAGCUCCCCUACGGCCAACCCAGCAGUUCAUCAUCAUCGUCAGCCCCCCCUGCCGUCCUUCUUUGCUGCUCCGUCUUGUCUUGUCUUGUCCGCCCAGCCCUACACCUCUUCCCACUACCUCACGCUCUUUUUACUUUUGUUCCGCCCAACACCACCUUGCAUACCCACCCACGCUCUUUACUUACUCCAUCCUUCCUUUUUCUGCUUUGUUUAA